Molecule: messenger RNA, 7625 nt
Organism: Poeciliopsis prolifica (blackstripe livebearer)
Lineage: Eukaryota; Metazoa; Chordata; Actinopteri; Cyprinodontiformes; Poeciliidae
Gene: zcchc24
Product: zinc finger, CCHC domain containing 24
Exons: 4
Coding region: 263-982 (239 amino acids)
Molecular function (GO): zinc ion binding; nucleic acid binding
Source: RefSeq, a predicted model, not a curated record
CCUGCCGCCGCAUUAAAGUCGGAUAGCGGACCAUGGGGAGGAAAGGAAAAGUUUUAAUUCUGAGAUGUUAGCGCAAUGACUUUUCAGUAACAAUCUCAUGGGACGAGGCUCCCCGGCGUGAGGAGGGCAGGGUGAUUUACAGGAAGAAGCGACACCGACUGCCGGGGCAGGGUGAACGGGACAGCGAGAAAACUUGGGAGAGUUGAGAGGAGUGCAACAGUCAGCGGUGGAAAAUCCAGCUUUGCGCCUAUUGAUUUGAAAGAUGAGCUUGCUGUCUGCCAUAGACACGAGCGCCUCCGUGUACCAGCCCGCGCAGCUUCUCAACUGGGUCUAUCUCUCCCUGCAAGACCCCCACCAGACCAGCGCCUUUGACGCGUUCAGACCCGAACCCAACUCUUCCCACACGGAUCUCAGCUUCAGCAAGACUCCCGCAGCGGCGGACCUGAGCUCUUCCCUGAACUCCAACUAUCUCAACAACUUUUUCCAGCUGCAGCGUAAUGAGGCCUUAAACAACAACGUGUAUAAGAAUGUAUCUCCCUAUGGCUCCCUGAACAACAUCGUGGAUGGACUCAACUCCCUUACGGACCAUUUCUCAGACCUUUCCCUUUCUUCAGAGCCAAGGAAACCCAACAAAAGACCCCCACCCAACUACCUGUGCCAUCUGUGCUUCAACAAAGGCCAUUACAUCAAAGACUGCCCCCAGGCCAGACCCAAGGGGGAAGGACUGACACCCUACCAAGGGAAGAAGAGAUGCUUUGGCGAGUACAAGUGUCCCAAGUGUAAGAGGAAGUGGAUGAGUGGCAACUCCUGGGCCAACAUGGGACAGGAAUGCAUCAAGUGCCACAUCAACGUCUAUCCACACAAACAGCGACCUUUGGAGAAGCCGGACGGCCUGGAUGUGUCUGACCAGAGUAAAGAGCACCCACAACACUUGUGUGAGAAAUGUAAAGUCCUAGGCUACUACUGCCGCCGCGUGCAAUAAUCAGCUCCACCCAGAGGGAAAGAACUUUGCCAUCAUAACUCAUGUUAUCUGCCUAUUGACAAGCAGGUCUUCCCUUCUUGUCCACUCUGCUUCCGGACAGUAGCUCUAGUCCUCUCUUUAUAUUUCUGAUACCUUCCUUAUGUAAGAUCAGGAUCAUUCAUCUUGCACGCUUUCCAACAAAUUGUAAAACCAUGUACUAGAAACUGCAUUACUCCAAAUGUAUAUUUAACUCCAGCAAAUUAAUGUAUCGAUGAAUUAGCACCAAGCAUGUAUCGUAUUGGUGUUACUGACAAUAUGUUUAUUGUCAAUACCUCACCUUGGGGUUCGUUGGCUUUGUGUUUACAGAGAUCUGCUUUCCUUUUUCUUGCCAAGUGAAGUAUGCGAUGUGGUGAACAUUUUAGUCAGGAGGCUUCUAGCGAUGGUAAAAUGAAAAAGAAGGCCGUCGGCCGUUCGUUUUAGGGGUCAGCAGCACAUCUUACUAACUGUGAAUUAACUGAGGGAUAAAGUGCCAUACAUCCCGAUCUUACAUUUCACAUAUUUAUUUCCUUUUCUUCUAGUGUGCAAUUUGAAAUUUAACUGGGACAUAUGGAAUUUUUUUUUCUAUGUUUGUGUAUCACAUUGUGUUACUGCAUCCAUGUGUAUUUAGGAACUACUGUAGUAGGUUCAGUCGUAUAGCGUCGCUCCUCAGAUGGAUUUUUGAAAAAGUUGACAGAAGCGGUUUCACCGAACCCCUCUGGAAAUUUUUCUUAGCUUUGCAAAUUUGGAGAUAGCUGUAUUGGGCGGCAGCAGCAGAUGUUGGACAGAUUACUGUAGCUUCAAAUCAAAAGAAGAGUCAAUCUAUAGGACAAGUUUCAGUCUGAACAUGAUUUUGUUAAACAGUAUUCUUUAUAGCAAUGAAGUUCUUGCCAUGCUUUGAAUUAAAUUAGUAUUUAUACAGUAUAUAUGAAAAACUUAGAAGUUAAACUGUUGAAAUAUGUUGUAGUUAUAUCUGGUAGAUAUUUCCAAAGCUUUCACCUUUGUGUCCAGAAUAGGGAGGCUAUGCAGGAAGGCUAAAGGUAUGGCUCAGGGCAUUUGAAGAGAGGUUUUGUUUAAAAGUUAUGAUGCCUACUUGCGUUUUUAUUUUGUAUAAAUCCAAAUUAGCUGAAUCCAUAGGCUGAACCUAACCGUUACUCAGAGAGGGGCCAGCAGUUUGAAGGAAAAAUGUCUUGUUUGAACUUUUAAAGUGCGGUCACUUUUACAGUGGGCGGUAUCUGCACAGAAAAUGGAGGUAUGAGGCAGUGCACCACUAAUGAUCUUCCUCUGUGAUUCAGGCAGUGAAAAUACCACAGGGGGCUUUUCUUGCCAGGUUAAUGCUGUUAAAAAAUAAAAAUAAAAAAUAUUAAUUGGUGUAAAAAGGAAAAUAUUACAGCCGUUUAAAUUAAUGCAAUUUUAUGUAUUUUUGCACUGCCUUACUUUUCUGUCAGAUAAAUUACUCUUGGCAAAAAUUUGGUUUAUUAAUAUUGCAGCAAUUCACAAAACUUUAUUGAGUUCAAUCACACAUACAUUCCAAUUGAUGCUAGUUAUCGAACAGUACAUUAAGCUCAGUUUAUUAUUCAAUGUGAGGUGAAAAGAGGAAACCCAUCAUCUAGUCAUUGACUUGCAGCUUCCGCCCCCCAGGAUGAGCACAUAGUGACAAUCACUUAUAUUGUUGUUGACCUUAUAGCGAUCCCUCAUACCUAGCAUUCAUGUUGCAACAGUGAAGAAGAAAAAUGGCCCUUUAAUGGGAAGAAUCUUCCAGCAGAAACUGGCUCAGUAUUAGAGACCAUCUGCCACGACCGACUGGAGAUUUGAGAAGCCAGAGCAGAAUAUACAAAAAGAAACAGAUGAACCGAUGUAGGUUAUUGUUUAUGCUCAUGGAAGUAAAAGGUUAUUAGCAGGAGAGGGAAAUCGAUUAGUUGAUGGAAGCAUAAUCUCAGCCGACGCAUUCCUCCAGGAAGGUACUAUAGCCGAAGCAAAAGCAGACAGAAACAGAAAAACAACAACAAGGAAAACGAAAUGCUAACACUUAAAAUAUGAGCAAAUAAUACAAAUUGUAGAGGAAAAGAAGAAGAAAGUGAGAAAGUGCAGCAUGAUUUUAUACAGGAAGGUUAUCGGUGCUCUGUCUCCUACUUUUAUUAUUUUCCUAAUAUUAUUACCAACUUGUGUAAAAGCACCCCAGUGCAAACAAUUUCAGUACCAAUAAAUGUUUCCAUUAUAUCGUUCCUUCAGUUUCAAAUAUUUAUAUUGAGAUUCAAAAGAGUCUGCAGAAGUUACCAGCGCCUUCUUGGACAGUAUGGAGCAAUAAGUAUCUUUAUACUCCCCCUCCCCCACAUGUUACUGUGGACUGCCAGAUGUGUGGCUGAAAGACGGAUGCUGACCUUCUCAAUUUUAUUCUAUGAAAUAAAAUCAUAAAAUCAAAAGGAAGUACAAGAACAGAAAAACUACUAUUAAAUCUCGUGGGUGCUUUCCAGAGUUUUUAAGUCUAUUAAAAUAAUUGUAAGAAAUUGUAAAAUAUAACGUUAUUAUAACAAUAAUUAGCAAUAUGUUAAUUAUUUAGUAGCAGUUAAAAUAAUUGUCCCUCUCCUGUUAUAAAUUAAUUAGGCAUGAUAUGUUUUUAUAUUUUUUUUUUCAUUUUUGUGUAAAUACUGCGACACUCUAAUAUUGUUACUCAAGCUUAUCAUACUGUGAUAAUCUAAUACUGGCAUGUGCCUUGUGUAGGAUGGUAGCUGUUCGCUUUGGUCUUUUCUUUUCUUUUCUUUUAGAAAGUUAUCUACUGCUGGUAAGAUGUUGGUUAAUUAUAACUUUUUAAUGGAACCUCACUUUGAAAAUCCCAAAGUAUCUGUUUCAAGCUCAGAAUAAGUGCAGAGAUAACUCCUAAGUGGAGGAAUUCAAUUUAAACUCUGGCUAAGUGAAAGGCAAAGCUGAUAAUUGUUAUGUAUACUGAAAGUAAUGUAACACAGUCAGUUUUUCAGUGCCUUCAGGAGGUAUUAUCAAACCGUAGAUCUGGAGAAUUACAGAGGGAGUUUCAUAUUAGUUUCAAAUGAUCGGAAUCUACCUUUCAAGGACUUGUGACCCCCAUUAUAUGUACUGUAUCUGAAGCCUUUUCGAUGCUGGUUGAGUAUAUAUUUUUUUAUACUGUAACAUGUACGUGCCUUCAAAAGAUUUCAAAGAGUGAAGGGUAAGUGCCGUGGGCUCAGAGGUGGAACUGCGUAUGUGCUAACUGUGAUGUUCAGAAAGUCUGAUGGAGGUUCAAGAUGUGACAAAGGAUGAGAAAAAGAUUAAAGCCCCUCUAUUAGCGGUUGAACUGGCAUGGCGGGUGUUCGCUUCAGAGCAGUUUGCUGGACCAGCGUUUCCAGCUGGCAAUAACAAUCCCACUGUGGUCUGUUGUCAUGGAAUAUCAACAUAGAUGUUAUUUCUUUUUAGAUCCUCACAACAGAACGAAAUGCUUAUAAAACUUUGGACCUCACGCUUUGUUUUGUUUCUCCUUAUAAUCUGUUGUGGUUCCAUUUAUCCAAGAAAAUACUGGUUUUGUUAAAAAAAGAAAAAAAAACAUACACAUUUACUUGCAGUACUUGGAGUCAUACUGGUACAUUGCUGUGUGUGUGGAAAUGAAGCAAACGCCAACUUUUCAGUUAAAAAGGGCACUCCAGGGAUUUAGUUCGUAAAGCUGAAAUGCUUAACACUAACAAAAGCAAAUCUCUUAUUCACUUUCAGUCACUUGGAAUAAGCUCAAAAUCCCACAAACUUGUUUUCCAUAUGGUCCCAUAACAUAAACUUUUAUAAACUACACUGCCUGUUAAAAGAUGACAUCACACCUGGCAUUGACUUGUGUUUUUGGGAUGAUUAAAUCACAUAUGGAGACCUGAAAGUACAUCGACUCAUGCCUUGCAUAAAUGUGAUGUAAUCUGAUUUUCCUGCUAAAAACAACUAGCUUGCAGGAUAUUUGUUUGCAAAGACCAGAUGUAUUAUUUUUAUUUUAUUUUUUUACCAGUUAUGGGCUUUAGUGCAUUUUCAUUCCUCAUCUGCUUGCAAUGAAAUGCUUAUGCAAACAGUUGGCACCUAAUUGUAGCAGAGAACUUGUUGCUUAUUGAGUACUAAAGGCAUCUGGCAGUAUGUCUACAAAAAAGACCCCCUCUUAUUGAACCAUUAACAGUAGGAUCACAUUGCAUUCACAGGACAGGUGUAAAGAUCCCUUGUGAUUUGAUUUAGUGUGAAUGCCAUGUGGUGUCAACAGCCAAGAUGCAAAUAUUAGCGAUCUCCAAGCCGUUGCUGAUCAUUUUCACCAAUUCUGAGUUGUUUUAAGAGCUGUACUUUCCGCAAUUGAAAUAGAAUGCAAUAAAACAUAAAACUAAACAAUGAUUUUCUCCAAAACCAAAGUUAGAGCACUAAAACUUAGGAUUUCUAAUUGUAAACAGCAGUCUCUUUGUGUGCAUUUGAUGUAAAAAUGAACGGACUUUAACUGAUUUCCAAAACAAUGCCAACUCUUUCAACUCCAGUACAUUUCAUAACAGGCUAAACUGGAUUCAUUAAAGAGGAAAAAACAAAGGAACUUAAUUAAAUACGCUUGGCUCCCUGUUUUCUGCAAAUGUCUCGUUCCCUGUUUAAAAGUAGCAGGCUGAAGGAGGAGGCAACACGUCUCUAUAGAAAGUUGCUCCUUUCUGGAAUAUUCUCACAUCCUCUGUGCUUUUCUUCUUUCCUUUGUUACAACUUCCACACUGAGGACUGUUGUUAGUAUAAAUGGUUGACUUAGCUGUGACACAUUCAUUGACAUGAAAAAUGAUCAGGUUUAUAGAUUUUUAGGGAUAAAGUGAGUCCUAGUCAUCAUUGUCUUCUUGAUGCAUUUUUGCUUAAAACUAAGAAGCCUUUCAAUUGGCAUUUUCAGAUUAAGUGAGAUUACGUGUCAUUAGGAUGUUGUUGACGUAAUUUUCUCCGUCUUGAAAAGGUGUCACUUUUUCAAAACCUGAGAAUGGGCGAACUUUAUUUAUUGAACUGGAGGACUGCCCCUUUAAACAGAAGAUUUUGGAUUUUUUAUUUAUUUAUUUUUUUAAUCUUUAGUCAGACUCCUCACGCUCAUCCAUUAAUGGGAACAAUCCAUUUGUCUUAAUGUUAAUAUUCUCCUUUUGCUUUGUUCAGUCACACUAACUGGUUUGCCAGAGUACAUACCAAUGAUGCCUUAUAAAUUAACCUCAUGAGUAACAUUGUUAUUAUGGGAGAAGAAAAUCCCGUCAGAAAGUUUGGUUCCACACAGGAACGGGACAUAAUGGUGCCAUUAUAAAUGACAUCUCUAGAAUCAACUGAUGGAAGACAUUGAAAACAGAGAAUGAACUAUUUAGAAUUUUCUAGUACAUCAUCAGAUCAGAAUUAGCUUUUUUUUGUUUUCUAUGAAUAAGAUGUGUAUUUUGGAAACAUUACUAGAUGUUGAAAUUUCUAAAGCAAUCUGCAACUUAUUUCCCUGACUAAGAUGUUUUAUGUAUAUAUUUGAUGGCCAUGAGUUCCGAUGUUUAUCAAUAUAUAGCUUUUUUUUGUUUGUUUGUUUGUUUGUUUGUGUCUAUAAAGAAGGGCCUAUCGCUGAGAAAUAAUCAAAGCUGGGAAAUUGUUUCUGUUUUAUUUUACACUCGUCUGGAGGAAUAUCCUGCAGAAAUAUUUAUGGACUUUUUACAACACUUUUUGUAUAGAAUAUGCAACAAAGUCUCACGAAGAAGGAAAUAUUGAUGUCUACAUAGAAUAUUAUUAGAGAAAAAGCUGGUACAUAAUUAAUACCCUUUCUCAUUUAUAAGCCAUUGUUUUUUCCACUUGGUAGCAGUGUUAAAUAACCCACAUUGCUAUGCGACUAACCCGCCUUAAAGCCGUAUGUAUUCUUUUUGUAAACACUAAUAUGCAGAUUUGUUGUGUUAACAUGCAGAGAUGAUGUAUUUGUUGUUUUCUUAUCUAGUGAUGGAUAUUCACCACUGUAUAAGCACAUUAAACUGUGAGAUGUAGUUUGCUUAAAGCAGCGACGACAGGAAACUGUUAGAAAAAAAACAACGUAUUUGUAGAUUAGGACGUGCUACGCUUUUGUCAGGAAGGUAUGUUUGACAAAGAACUGUCCCGAGUUUGCAUGUGCAUGUGUUUGGAUUUGGAUGAAAUAUUACUUUGUGCAAUUUACACUUAUUUAAAUCCUUUUACAGUAGUUUUAACAUUAUCAGCAACUUUAGUCCUGAAGUAUUUCAUUUAACAGAAGUGUAGCCUCUAUGAUUAACACAUAUUUACUGAAUGUAAUGUGUUAACACUUAAAUGUGGUCAAGCUGGAACGCUCUGUUUCUUUCUGUGCUGUGUGUGUGUGUGCGCGUGUGUGUGUGUGUAUCUCUUGAGAUGUUUGCAAUGCAAUAUUGCAAUAAUGUUAUGUUUGAAUUGGACGGAACGCAGGCGAGAGGUGAAUGAUUUUUUUUAUUUUUUAUUUCUUUUAGUGUUUUUUGGGGGUGGGGGGCGAACAUGGACCGGAGAGGUUUGGAGCGUCGGCCACAGGUCUGUUUUUUCACGUCCAUGAAACGGCAUUCCAAAAUGUGCCUUAUUUGAUAGAUGGGAAAACAUUUUAGUGCUUUGGAGCUGUUGAGAGCUUGAUGAAUAAAAGGCAAAUUUAUAUCUG